Messenger RNA from Nerophis lumbriciformis (worm pipefish), 1545 nucleotides. NCBI's taxonomy places the organism in Eukaryota, Metazoa, Chordata, Actinopteri, Syngnathiformes, Syngnathidae. The record is from RefSeq and is a predicted model, not a curated record.
AUGGACUGGGGAACUGAUUUGUGGGACCAGAAUGACGUGAUUGACAAGCACACUCAGGCUGGCCUGGACCUGGUGGAGCGCUACAUCAAGUUUGUCAAGGAGCGCACUGAGAUCGAACAGAGCUACGCCAAGCAGCUCAGGAGUCUUUCAAGGAAGUACGGAAAGCGAGGAAACAAAGAUGAACAAGACUGCAGGUUCAGCAACCACGCUGCAAUGCAGGAGAUCUUGAACGAGUUGAACGACUACGCGGGCCAGCGCGAGUUGAUCGCUGAGACCAUGAUGACCAACAUCUGCGUAGAGCUCACCAAGUUCUUGCAAGACCUCAAACAGGACCGCAAAGGGCACCUUUCUGAUGCCAAGAAAGCACAACAGAACCUGGAGAGCAGUUUCAAACAGCUGGAAAGUACAAAGAAGCGAUUUGCCAAGGAGUGGGCAGAGGCUGAAAAAGCGACACAACAGGCCGAGAAAACAGAGAACGACGCCAAUGCCACUAAGAUCGAUGUAGAUAAAGCCAAACAGCAUGCGCACAUCCGCAUGCACACGGCGGAGGAAUGCCGCAGCGACUAUGCCGCAUACCUGCAAAAGUACAACAAGGAACAGAAGUAUUUCUACUACACAGAGAUGCCACAAAUAUUCAAUAAGUUACAAGAUCUAGAUGAGCGCAGGAUUCGUCGUCUGGCAGAAGGAUAUUGCCAGUUCUCUGACUUGGAGAAGAAGGUGCAGCCCAUCAUUGCCAAAUGUUUGGAAGGAAUCUCAGCAGCCGGAGCAAAAGUUGACGCAAAGCAGGACUCACUUUUGUUGGUGGAGCAGCACAAGUCAGGCUUUGAACGUCCUUCGGAUGUGGAAUUCGAAGACUACAGUCAGGGAAUCAAAGCGGGCAUCUCUGACUCCAGUCUCAACCUGUCGAAAGGUCGACCCAAGCUAUGGCUAUUUAGCAGGAAACACAAGACGUCACAUGCUGAGAAACACGUGCCACCACCCGCCGAGGACUUCUCUCACCUUCCUCCCGAGCAACGUAAGAAGAUGCUGCAAGCCAAGAUCGAAGACGUGUCCAAAAAACUUCACAUGACGCUAGAGACCAGUGAGGCCUUGGAGAAGAUGAAGGGCGUGUAUGAGCAGAACGCUGACUUGGGCAACCCAUCCACUUUGGAGCCGCAGAUUGCUGAAACGGCACAGAAGAUCGGAUAUUUGCGCGGCGAACUCGCCAAAUAUGAAACGUGGUUGUCCGAAGCAGUGGGAGGAGAUGAAUGUGUCAACGCCAUUAACAACAACAACCAUUCGCAAAACACGUUAGAAGAAUGCACUCUUGUGACGUCAGACAACCUCCAGAACAUUUAUACCGAGUUUGAUGACGACUUUGACGACCUUGGCCAGUGCACGGCUAUGUACAACUUUGAAGGUAAUAGCGAGGGUACCAUCUCGGUGACGGAUGGUGAGCUUCUGACCAUCAUGGAGGAGGACAAAGGUGACGGCUGGAUGAGGGUCCUGCGGGCAAACGGGGAGGAGGGUUUCAUCCCCUCCUCUUACGUCAAACUUGCCUCUUAA